AUGUGGGCAUCCCAGGCGGCCGACAGAUUACCACCGACACCGAAAUUUAGGAUAAUCUUCCUGUGGAGGCAUCCCCCUGUCUUGGUGUUGGCGCCCAUUUCCAAGCCUCCAGCAGCAGGGCGCAAGGUCACUGUGGGUGCCAGCUGCAGCGUCGCUGGCGAUGGUCGCGGCGCCAGCAGCGGCAGUAACUGCGACGGCAGAGGCCGAGGCGCACCUGCCUCUUCGUACCAUCUCAAGUCGAGAGGCCGCAGCUUCUCGUCGGUCAGCAAUCUGGGCGAUCGGUCUCGCCUGGAGUGCCGCGCGGGGAAGAUCGCCGUGUCUGGCCGCUAUCACGAGCAGACCGUCCGGAUCGAGGACGACUACGACAUCCACGACGCGGUCUGUGGCGUUGGCCACGGCGGGCAGGUCCACGUAGCCACCAGGAGGGGCUUGCCGCGUGGGCGGCAGAGGUACGCCAUCAAGGCGUUUGACAUCGCCAACGCUUCGGAGAAUUCACGAAAGCGGUGGGCAGAGGAGGUUGAAGUUUUUCUCUACAUGGACCAUCCGCACAUCGCUCGUCUGUACGACGUGUACGACCACGGGGACAAGUUGUACCUCGCCAUGGAGCUGAUGGAGGGCGGCGAGUUGUUUGACCGGGUGGUGAAGCAGAGGGCCCUCGCGGAGCUGGAGGCAGUGGAUAGCACCACGCAGAUCCUUUGGGGGUCAGCGGUUCUCCACAGCCACAACGUGGUGCACCGUGACCUCAAGCUUGAGAACAUCGUAUUCGACAAGCAGGGCAGUAGCAUACUGAAGUUGAUAGAUUUUGGAUUUAGCAGGAUUUGGGAGCCUGGCGUGAACAUGGAUGCGGAGCUUGGAACGCCAGGGUACAUGGCGCCUGAGGUCUUAAGCGGCAGUUACACCAGCCAAUGUGACCUCUGGAGCGUAGGGGUCAUCGUUUUCACCAUGCUGUCCGGCUACGCGCCCUUCCCCGGCACACGGGCCGAGCAGAAGACCAACGUCAAGUUAGGAAGGUUUCACAUGUGUCCGAAGCGUUGGGCCAAGGUCUCACGGGAUGCCCAGGAGUUCACCAAGAGUUUGCUGGUGGUGGAUCCGUCCAGGCGCCUGAGUGCCCAGAGCGCGAUGGACCACCCGUGGAUAUCCCGCAAGCGCGAGAAGAUGAAGCUGGACUCGUCUGUGGUAAAGGCUCUAAGAGAGUUUGUACAGGCCUCCAAAUUCCGUCGAUGCUGCCUCGAGAUGAUCGCAUGGACGUUGUCGAGUGAGGAGCGGGCAAAAGUGCUGCGCUACUUCCGGAUGAUGGAUCAAAACAAGCAGGGCACUAUCACAUUGACGGAGCUGCAGACUGCGCUAAAGCACAAGUUCAAGGUUGACGAUGCGGAAAUCCAGCAAAUCUUCAAUACCAUGGACACCAACAACGACCGGGAGAUCCACUACUCGGACUUCCUGGCGGCCAUGGUGAGCACUCACAUAGACGUCGGCGACCACCACCUGCGCGUCGCGUUCACGAAGUUUGACGCCGACUGCUCGGGAUAUAUCACGGCGGACAACCUGAGGGAGGUGCUUGGCGACACCUUCGAGGGCGAGAUGCCCGGGGCACUGCUGAGCGAGGCCGACCUGCUGCACGACGGGCGCGUGUCGUACCCAGAGUUCGCCGCCUUCUUGCGCGGGGACCCUCUCGAGGGGGCCGAUGACGGCCUGGUGCUGCAGCGCUUCGACCAGGCGGGAGGCUGGUCCCCGCUGGGGCGGCGGAGGCCGCGCAGGGCCUGGCCCAGGCCGAGCUUCAGCUGCGCGUGGGCCUCGCCCCUUGCCGCGAAGGCACCGGGCCUCUCGCCGGCGCAGUCGCCGACUAAGCCGAGGGAGCGGGCUGCCCUGACUCUGCUCUGGCUCCUGCCGCAGCAGCCGAGGAACGGCGUGUCCGUGACCUCCGUCAUCAGCGCUCGGCCGCUGGACCUCUUCAAGCGGCACCCCGACAGAUUCCUCAUCGUGGGCGCCGGCAACGUCACCACGAAGAAGUUGGAGGGGACGCCGGAGGUUCAGCGGCUGCUGGGCAAGCCGUCCUCGAAGGCCCAGCGGAUCGUCAAGGCGGCGGAGGAGGCGAGGCUUCCCGUGCCAGACACCAUCACGGAGGACCACGUCGCUGAAGAGUUCAGGCGCCUCAUCUUAGCUGACGGCACCGACUCGGUUUACAUUUCUUCAUUGUGCGGGCGUUUUCUGCAACGGUUCAAGAAGCCAGUAACUGCGAUCAUCACCUGCAAGCCCGCCGAGUUCCUCCGCAGGUACCCUGACAUCUUCGUGAUGACGGGCGGCGGCAACGUGGGUCUGCGGGAGGUGCUUGGUCCAGACGCCGUGUCCGUGCCGCCGCCACCGCCACGCGUGCCCAAGUCGCUGCGCGACGAGCAGCUGCUGAGCGGAGAGGCUCUGGAGCAGGUCGAGCUCACGCACCAGGUUUAUUCCGACAUCGCCGCGCAGAUCAUGCAGCGGGCGCGCUUGGAGGCCACCGUGCAGAUGCUGCAGGGUGUCUGCCGGCAGGUCGAGCAGGCGUCCUUCUUGGCCUUGGAGGAGGUCGUCCUCGGCGGCGCUGCUGGCAAGGGGCUGCCCUCGGCUGGAUCUCAUGCAGAGAUCGUGAUUUUCGUGAGGCAGUUGCCGUACAAGAACUUCACCCAGUGGCUGCCGCACAUCUUGGAGACGCUCGUGCCGGUGUUCGAAUCUCAGCUGUCGGGCGAGCGCGCAGGCAAGCUGAAGGUGGAGCGCGACCACUUGCAGUGCCUGCUCCCGGGGGGCCCAGAGCUCCCGGGCGACGUGUCAGUGCAGAUCUACAUCUCGCCUGUCUUCAAGGGGCGAGAGCACUUGCUGGAGUGCAUUCGCGCCGCGCCGCCCACCGAGCGGCCCUUCUUCUACCCGGCCCUGGCGAAGGAGCGCAACGAGCUCGUGGGCAACCAGUCCGAGCAGGUGAAGACGCUCAUCUGGCUCAUGACAUGGUGGUCGUUGAAGCAGAACUGGACGUCCGCGUUGGCCGGGCCCUCCGACUGGCUGGUCGAGCUGGCCGUGGUCCACGCGUGCCGGCAGCCCGGAGGCGUGGCGGGGUUCGAUCUCGCGGAGCGCGUGGCGCGCGUUCUCGAGGUUUUCAUGAACUUCGAGUCCGUCAAGGUGUUGUGGGCAGAGACUGGUUUGGCCCUCUACGAGUCCCAGCGUCGGAUCUGGCGGCCCCUGCUCUCGCACCAGCCCCUGUUCAUGGACCCGCUGAACCCCUAUCCGCGGUCCCCCGCGCGUGACCUCGGCAGGAGCUCGUGGCCGCGGCGCAGCGGCCUGGCUGCUACAACGCCUUCAAGCGGGAGGCCGCGCACCUCGCGGCGGCUGCUGCAGACGAGGACGACGAGGACGACGGGGCUGACGGGUGAGCGCUGGCAGCGGCGACGAUGA
This is a messenger RNA of Prorocentrum cordatum, 3417 nucleotides long. Lineage: Eukaryota; Dinophyceae; Prorocentrales; Prorocentraceae. The record is from the annotation of a GenBank genome assembly.